This is a messenger RNA of Drosophila ananassae, 738 nucleotides long. RefSeq lists its product as uncharacterized. Gene Ontology annotation, biological process: DNA integration. The record is from RefSeq and is a predicted model, not a curated record. Bases 1 to 738 code for a protein of 245 amino acids. NCBI's taxonomy places the organism in Eukaryota, Metazoa, Arthropoda, Insecta, Diptera, Drosophilidae. The transcript has a single exon. Gene Ontology annotation, molecular function: nucleic acid binding.
AUGAAUCAACGUAUGGCAGAUCUACCGAGCGUACGUAUCACGCAAGCACUUCCGUUCGUAAACACCGGAUGUGACUACGCAGGACCCAUUCUUCUAAAGGACGCAAAGGUGCGUAAACCACGCAUCAGCAAGGGCUACAUAUGCCUAUUCGUUUGUAUUCGUUAUAUCACUUCGGCGAUCCAUCUAGAACUCGCCACGGACCUAUCCACAGAAAUAUUUCUGGCGGCGUUGCGACGAUUUUUCUCGAUACGAGGCAAAUACAACCGCAUGUACACCGACAAUGGUACAAAUUUCAUCGGAGCGAAGCGAUCCCUCGAUGAAAUGAAGAAACUCUUAAGUUCAUCUCAACACAAAGAUCAAAUCGUGAACACCCUUGCCGACGAAGGGAUUCAAUGGACAUUCAUCCCACCACGUGCUCCGCGUUGGGGAGGAAAAUGGGAAUCUGCAGUUCGAUGCGUAAAGCUGCAUCUUCAACGAGCAAUUGGAAACACCACACUGACAUAUGAACAAAUGCGCACCUUGCUGGCGCAAAUUAGUGCUGUCGUGAACUCACGACCCCUAUGCUACACCUCAGAUACUAAUGACAGCUAUCUAUCACCAGCCCAUUUUCUUAUCGGAAGACCAUUCACGAUAAUACCGGAGGCGGAUUUUGGCCACAUUCCUGUAGGCCGAAUGGGAUACUGGCUUCAGGAAACAAUGGCACCAGGAGUAUCUGACAAGUCUACAGCAGCGUCCUAA